This is a messenger RNA of Andrographis paniculata, 1820 nucleotides long. Its product is annotated as methionine aminopeptidase 2A-like. Gene Ontology annotation, molecular function: metalloaminopeptidase activity. Gene Ontology annotation, biological process: proteolysis. The record is from RefSeq and is a predicted model, not a curated record. The transcript is spliced from 12 exons. NCBI's taxonomy places the organism in Eukaryota, Viridiplantae, Streptophyta, Magnoliopsida, Lamiales, Acanthaceae. Bases 156 to 1466 code for a protein of 436 amino acids.
AGUUUUUUUUGACUUUGCUCCUGCAGAACGUAUAAAUGUGAAAUACAGGAAGUUUUCAGUUUCUCACACAAAAAUCCACAUUCUGUUCAACUCAGUUGCUGAACAUCGAAAUCUCGCCUCACCUGUUCUGAUUCACGAGAACAGUUUUGAUCGAAAUGGUGACCGCAGAGAGUGGAGCUGAAAUCCGCCGGGAGGCGGGAAUACCGAACCUCUCUAUUGGAAGCAUUCAAACAAUCAGCCAGAUUGCAAAAGACGAACAGCUCUUUGUUGAGGAGAAGGUUUCUGGUUUGAAUUUGAAUUUGGAUGAGCCACAAGAAACAGCAACAAGGAAGAAAAAGAAAAAGAGUAAAAGCAAGAAGAAAAAGGGGCCACCACAGCAAACCGAUCCGCCAACUAUGCCGGUAGCUGACCUAUCUGCAUCAGGGGAGUUUCCAGAGGGGGAAAUUCAACAAUAUAAGGAUGAUAACUUGUGGAGAACAACAUCCGAAGAAAAAAGAAAUUUAGAGCGAUUGGAGCAACCAAAUUAUAAUUCACUCCGGCUGGCAGCAGAAGUCCACCGUCAGGUUCGAAACUAUAUUAGGCAAAUAGUGAAGCCAGGAAUGUUGAUGAUUGAUCUGUGUGAAGCGUUGGAGGAUACAGUUCGGAGACUCAUUUCGGAAAAUGGCUUAAAAGCGGGGAUUGCAUUUCCUACAGGAUGCUCAUUGAAUUGGGUUGCUGCUCAUUGGACGCCUAAUACCGGUGAUAAAACCGUGCUUCAGUACGAUGAUGUGAUGAAACUGGACUUUGGAACUCACAUUGAUGGGCACAUUGUGGACAGUGCAUUUACAGUGGCAUUCAACCCCAUGUUUGAUCCACUGUUAGAGGCAUCUCGUGAAGCUACCAAUACUGGAGUUAAGGAGGCUGGAAUCGAUGUACGUCUGUGCGACGUUGGGGCUGCAAUACAAGAAGUCAUGGAGUCGUAUGAAGUUGAAAUCAAUGGGAAGGUGUUCCAAGUAAAAAGUAUCAGAAAUUUGAACGGGCAUAGUAUCGGAAGCUAUCAAAUCCAUGGAGAGAAAUCUGUUCCGACAGUGAAGGGAGGAGAGCAAACAAAAAUGGAAGAGGGAGAGGUGUAUGCCAUAGAGACAUUUGGAUCCACAGGGAAAGGGUAUGUCAGAGAAGAUCUAGAAUGCAGCCAUUACAUGAAGAAUUCGGAUGUUGGACAUAUUCGACUAAGGCUGCCGAGAGCAAAACAGCUGUUGGCGACAAUCGACAAGAACUUUUCUACGUUGGCAUUCUGCAAACGCUAUCUCGACCGCCUUGGGGAAACUAAGUAUUUGAUGGCACUAAAGAACUUAUGUGACACUGGGAUUGUUCAGCCGUGUCCUCCGGUUUGCGACAUUAAGGGCAGCUAUGUAUCUCAAUUCGAGCAUACAAUAUUACUUCGCCCGACGUGCAAAGAAGUGGUGUCUAGAGGAGAUGACUACUGAUGAAACAAAUGGUGGUUGAAGAUUGCAGAAUUCGAAUACGAGAGAGGUACGGUGAUGAUAUUCUAAGAAACCCAACCAAGGUAAGUUUCUACAGCUACCUUCUCAAGUGCUUUAUGUUUUUUGUAUGAUCUGUGUUGUUCUGUUGUUGUAAUGGUCUGUCUGUUCCUUCUCUAUUGAAACUCUUUGAAAAUCCAUUCAUAUAUCAAACUAAGAUCCCAAGCUGUGUUUAUUUUGUAUUUGCAUACUCCUUUGAUGCAAUAUUUUUAUAAGAACUAGUUUUUUCUUAAAAAAACAUGUAAUCACUUUAAAUUGGGAGGGCAUAUUUUGUGACAUUGGCCACUUGUCAAUAUUUAA